AUGGAAAAUUCUGCAUUUUUUUACGGUGUAUUUCUUUGGUGCUUAUUAAUUAGUGUAACUGGAUAUUCCAUUUACAUUGGUUUUGGGCCACCCUCGAAAGAAUUACGCGAUCCCUUUGAAGAACACGAAGAUUAA
Ostreococcus tauri is the source of this 135-nucleotide messenger RNA. The record is from the annotation of a RefSeq genome assembly. NCBI's taxonomy places the organism in Eukaryota, Viridiplantae, Chlorophyta, Mamiellophyceae, Mamiellales, Bathycoccaceae.